CAGCAGCGGCCGGAGCGCGGUGAGGCGGCGGCGGAGCUGGGAGGCGGCCGCAGCGCAGGGUGUGGCCUGAUGGAGGAGGAGGAAAAGCCCCGAAUGUACCUCAUGAAGAGGGGCUGCAAACCGUACCCAGGGAGUUCUGGGGAGGAAAGAGCCCCUGUGAGCCAGUUAUGCAUCCUGCGAUCCAGCCAGAGCUUGGAGCUGGUGGAGAAGCCUCAUGGCAGGGAGAAGCCACACAGGUGCUUGGAAUGUGGGAAAUGUUUCAGCUGGAGCUCCACCCUGAGGCAGCACCAGGUGAUCCACACUGGGGAGAGGCCCUUUGAGUGUGGGGAGUGUGGGAGGAGUUUCAGCCACAACUCCAUCCUGAUCCAACACCAGAGGAUCCACACUGGGGAAAAGCCAUUUGAGUGUGGGGAAUGUGGGAAGAGCUUCAGGCAGAGAGGCCAACUGAUACGACACCAGGUGAUCCACACUGGGGAAAAGCCCUAUGAGUGUGGGGAGUGUGGGAUAAGCUUCAGCCAGAAGGGCUACCUGAUGCAACACCAGAAGAUCCACACUGGGGAAAAGCCCUUUGAGUGUGGGGAAUGUGGGAGGAGCUUCAGAGGAAGCUCGGCCCUGAUUCGGCACCAGGUCAUCCACACGGGGGAACGGCCCUACACCUGCUUGGAAUGUGGGAAGAGCUAUGGGUGGAACUCUGACCUGAGAAAACACCAGCGCACCCACACUGGGGAGAGGCCCUAUGAGUGUCCCCAAUGUGGGAAGAGGUUUCACAGGAGCUCCGAUCUCCUCAAACAUGAGCGGAUUCCCACAGAGGAGAGGCCCUUCCGCUGCCCCGACUGUGGGAAGGGCUUCAAGGAAAACGCCAAACUCACCAUCCACCGGCGCAUCCACACUGGGGAGAGGCCCUACGAGUGUGGGGAGUGUGGGAAGAGCUUCUCACAGAGCUCUCACUUGACAGAACACCAACGGAGGCGCCACUAA
Messenger RNA from Agelaius phoeniceus (red-winged blackbird), 978 nucleotides. RefSeq lists its product as uncharacterized. Lineage: Eukaryota; Metazoa; Chordata; Aves; Passeriformes; Icteridae. Gene Ontology annotation, molecular function: DNA-binding transcription repressor activity, RNA polymerase II-specific; RNA polymerase II cis-regulatory region sequence-specific DNA binding. Gene Ontology annotation, cellular component: nucleoplasm. The record is from RefSeq and is a predicted model, not a curated record. Gene Ontology annotation, biological process: negative regulation of transcription by RNA polymerase II; regulation of immune system process; regulation of cytokine production.